AUGUCUGGCAACACUGCUACUGUCGAGCAAAUCUUGAAGGAUUUCUUUGCGGGUAACUACUGUGAAAUGGCUAUCAUAGGUAACUGUGAGGCAACAAUUGUUAUGUUUGAUGUCACAUUAUUGAUGUUGUAUGUAAUGGCAAUUGGCUUUUCAGUAUUGCGUGUUUAUGCCAUUAGCCAUGGGAACAAAAGCAUUGCAUUGGCAACAUUCAUAUUUGGAGUUAUAACAGUUCCCCUUAACAUAUAUUUAUACAGUGCUGAAUCCUAUGCUUAUGUGUUUUAUUUGGCUGGUAUGCCAACCUGUGAUCAAACACCAAACUUUUCAAACACACUGUAUUUUCAGUAA
This is a messenger RNA of Postia placenta MAD-698-R-SB12, 345 nucleotides long. RefSeq lists its product as hypothetical. Bases 1 to 345 code for a protein of 114 amino acids. NCBI's taxonomy places the organism in Eukaryota, Fungi, Basidiomycota, Agaricomycetes, Polyporales, Adustoporiaceae. The record is from RefSeq and is a predicted model, not a curated record. The transcript is spliced from 5 exons.